GGCUCAAUAGCAGGGAUUUGUGUGGACGGGGUUUUGUUCCCUCUAGAUGCCAUUAAGACACGUCUUCAAUCAUCCAAAGGUUUCUAUAAGUCUGGUGGCUUUAAAUCAAUUUACAAAGGCAUCACUCCAGCUCUUCUUGGGUCCGCCCCUGGAGCUGCCUUAUUCUUCUGCACAUAUACAAUUGUCAAGGGACAUGCGCCGAAUAGCCUACCGCAGCCAAUAACUCAAAUGUCAGGAGCUGCCCUUGGAGAAGUAGUGGCGUGCUUGGUGAGAGUGCCAGUGGAAGUGAUCAAGCAGAGAGCCAUGGUAUCAUCCUCCAAAUCGCCUCUCACACUAUCUCGACUGACCUAUCAAAAUGAGGGCUGGAGAGGUUUCUACAGAGGCUACAUGAGCACAGUAUUGAGGGAAAUUCCUUUUUCCAUUGUACAGUUUCCUAUAUGGGAAUAUUUAAAAGUGACAUGGGGUCGAAACCAGGACAGUCAGGUGCUUCCGUGGCAGUCAGCCGUUUGUGGUGCAAUAGCAGGUUGUGGCAUAGCAGCAGCAACCACCACGCCGCUCGAUGUUGCAAAAACAAGAAUCAUGCUAGCCAAGCAUACCUCCGACCUAUCGCGAGGAAACGUCAUCACAGCCAUCCAACAUGUUUACCGUCAUAAGGGAAUCAAUGGAUUGUUCGAUGGCAUUGUACCAAGAGUGAUGUGGAUAUCCUUGGGAGGAGCUAUCUUUCUUGGAGUGUACGACCAAGUUGUUUACCUCAUCAAGUGA
This is a messenger RNA of Helobdella robusta, 762 nucleotides long. RefSeq lists its product as hypothetical. Gene Ontology annotation, cellular component: mitochondrial inner membrane. The transcript is spliced from 8 exons. The record is from RefSeq and is a predicted model, not a curated record. The annotation marks the transcript as partial. Gene Ontology annotation, molecular function: S-adenosyl-L-methionine transmembrane transporter activity. Lineage: Eukaryota; Metazoa; Annelida; Clitellata; Rhynchobdellida; Glossiphoniidae.